UCGUCCAAAACUAUCUCUCGACGUGUGAUCGUUGCCAAAGGUCGAAGAUUCCACGACAUCGUGCAUAUGGCCUUCUGGAUCCACUCAGGACACCAUCGCCAUGAUGGGAGGAAUUGUCAGGCGAACAUAUCACAGCAAUCUGUUCAAGCGAUGGAUCGAACGUCAUCCUCAUUAUCAUGGGAUUUUUCAGCACUUCGUGUGACAUAUCUUCGCCGAUCGCGGCUUCCCCAAGUCUAUCAUUUCAGAUCGGGAGCCCACCUUCGACCCUCACUUCUUCCACGACACCAUACAACAUACUGAAGGUCACAUCAAAGCUUUCAUCCUCGUAUCCUGUUGCUAUCGACGGGCAAAUCGAAAGAGUCAUUGAGACGUUGAACGCAUACUUGAGAUGUUACGUGGAGUAUCUCCUGAACGACCGGGCUAGUUGACUCCCAAUGGCACAGUUUGCUACUAACAGUGCCUUUUCUGCCUCAUGCGGAAAGUAACUUUUGGCAUGGUGGACGGUCGCAUUCCUUGCAGCG
Molecule: messenger RNA, 521 nt
Organism: Tilletiaria anomala UBC 951
Lineage: Eukaryota; Fungi; Basidiomycota; Exobasidiomycetes; Georgefischeriales; Tilletiariaceae
Exons: 2
Coding region: 177-428 (83 amino acids)
Source: RefSeq, a predicted model, not a curated record